AUGGACAAUGUCAAUCCUCGCACAGCGCUGGAUAACGCUACAAGAAUGGCACAGCUCCAACAAUAUGAGGAAGAAGACGGCCGACCGGCCCUGAAGAGAGCAAGAUCAUCCAUGAGCAAACCCUCGGCAAGCAAGGCACCUGUCCAGGAGAGCAUUGCGUUCGAUAUACAGAAUGCUGGAGACCCUUUGGACUACCCUCGACGAAGAGCCACGAUCGCUUGUGAGGUCUGCCGUAGCCGAAAGUCUCGGUGCGAUGGAGCGAGACCAAAAUGCAAAUUAUGCACUGAGCUGAGCGCGGACUGUGUUUAUCGCGAACCUGGCAUCAAGCUAGAUGCUGGCGACAAGCUCAUACUGGAACGCCUCGCGCAUAUCGAAGGGCUCUUGCAAUCGAAUCUGCUACAGUCACCGACCUCCGGAUCAGGUCCUUUUGGCCCUAUUUCGCCUGCAACGAGCAACACUGCAUCUGAUGCCGAUAUUCAAAGCAAGCGCAUGAGUGCUUCCGUGAGUUCCGCUCACACGACUCCGGCGCUGCACCUUCUCCAGUGGCCGAUAAUACGGGAUCUCGUCUCAAAGCAAUGCGAUCCACAGGUCUUAUUGCAACUCGAAAUGGCUCGUCCACCACUUCAACUACAGCCACCGUACCAGCUUGAUUUAGAUGAGAACGUGCACACUUUUGCCAGAGCAUUCUUUGAAAAGGUCAAUGUAUGGUAUGCUUGCGUGAGCCCUUACUCAUGGCACAGCUAUUACCGGGCGGCGUCAGCGGUCGGCUUCCGGUCAGGAGCAGAGACGUGCGUGGUUCUACUGGUACUCGCGCUUGGUCAAGCGGCAAAUACUGGCCGGAGCAUCUCUCGCUUGGCUGAUGGCGAAGCUAUACCUGGCCUUGAUUACUUCAGCGCAGCGUGGACUGUUCUUCCCGGACUCAUGAUUCGCAACGAUGUAUUGUCAGCUCAGUGUCAUAUAUCAGCAGCAGCAUAUCUGCUGUACUUAGUUCGACCACUGGAAGCGUGGAACAUGCUGUGCAACGCGUCCAUGAAGCUGCAGUUGCUGCUCUCCGCACCGAGCACGAUCGCGCCACAGGUCAAGGAGCUAAGCGAGAGGAUAUAUUGGAACGCGCUCAUGAUUGAAUCAGAUCUUCUGGCCGAGCUCGACCUGCCACACUCAGGUAUUGUGCAGUUCGAGGAGAGCAUGCGGCUGCCACGAAGCUUUCCGUACGAUGCGACAGUAGCUGGAUCUGACGAACUCCCCGGCAACGAUGAGCUUUGGUACUUCCUUGCUGAGAUUGCACUCAGGCGCCUACUCAAUCGUGUUUCAAACGUUCUGUAUUCGCACAAGCGCAAUUCCAUCGCCUCGCUGGAGCCAGUUGUGGCAGAACUCGACCAUCAACUUUCCCAAUGGUAUGAAGGUCUUCCACCUUCGAUCCGCUUUCCGCGCGAGAGACUGCCAGCCCGCGAUCAGGUCCAGACAGUCCUUCGAUUGCGCUACUUUGCGUGUCGCACAAUCAUAUUUCGGCCAUACAUACAAGCAGUGCUACAGGACGAGAGUCUUGCGCAUGAGGCCGGCGUACAAGCUGCUUGUGAGAAGUGCCUAGACGCUUGUGUACGGCAGCUCGAGAAUGUUAUGGCGCAUCAUACUGGACAUCUGCCCUAUCUCUGGCAGGGAGCACUGUCGAUCACGAGCCAGACUUUGCUGUUGAUGGGAACGACGUUGUCGCCUGUGCUGAGCAGUCUUCUGCCUCCGAAGCAGCAGAUUGACGCUGUAAUCUCUGAUGUUGUGGCGGAGACGGAAAGACUGGCGCAUCUAGCGCCGAGUAUACGACUUUGUGCUGAUAUCAUACGCGAAGCUGAAGAAAGGCGGCAAGUCCUGAUGCAACGACCUCGAUGA
Messenger RNA from Fulvia fulva, 1881 nucleotides. Its product is annotated as Putative transcription factor ecdB. Gene Ontology annotation, biological process: regulation of DNA-templated transcription. The coding region runs from base 1 to 1881 and encodes 626 amino acids. NCBI's taxonomy places the organism in Eukaryota, Fungi, Ascomycota, Dothideomycetes, Mycosphaerellales, Mycosphaerellaceae. Gene Ontology annotation, molecular function: DNA-binding transcription factor activity, RNA polymerase II-specific; zinc ion binding. The transcript has 2 exons. The record is from RefSeq and is a predicted model, not a curated record.